AUGCUUCUGUUUGCUUCAAUCGCGGGUACCCCUCUCUCCCUCUGCAUAUCCACCCCUCACUUUCCAAGAACUCGCAAACCCUCUUCCUCUCCAUUUGCUUCUAUUAGCUCAGCAUCGUCAUCUCAUGAAUCACCACCACCAUCCACAACUGAAGGAUUUAUAUCCUCGAACCCUUCCUUUGUUGCAUCAUCCUCUAAACCACAGGACAAGAAUGUCAACUUCGCGCUUGCAAACCCGAAUGGUAACCCGGUUGCUCGCUUUGUUCGGUCCACGGAGUCAACCGUUGAAAGGGUCAUAUUUGACUUUAGGUUUCUGGCACUGCUGGCUGUUGGGGGCUCGUUAGCUGGUUCUUUGCUUUGCUUUCUAAAUGGCUGUGUUUACAUUAUUGAGGCAUACAAAAUUUACUGGACGAGCUGUGUCAAAGGGAUUCACACAGGACAGAUGGUUCUACGUUUGGUUGAAGCUAUUGAGACCUUGUUGANUCUGUUUGCUUCAAUCGCGGGUACCCCUCUCUCCCUCUGCAUAUCCACCCCUCACUUUCCAAGAACUCGCAAACCCUCUUCCUCUCCAUUUGCUUCUAUUAGCUCAGCAUCGUCAUCUCAUGAAUCACCACCACCAUCCACAACUGAAGGAUUUAUAUCCUCGAACCCUUCCUUUGUUGCAUCAUCCUCUAAACCACAGGACAAGAAUGUCAACUUCGCGCUUGCAAACCCGAAUGGUAACCCGGUUGCUCGCUUUGUUCGGUCCACGGAGUCAACCGUUGAAAGGGUCAUAUUCGACUUUAGGUUUCUGGCACUGCUGGCUGUUGGGGGCUCGUUAGCUGGUUCUUUGCUUUGCUUUCUAAAUGGCUGUGUUUACAUUAUUGAGGCAUACAAAAUUUACUGGACGAGCUGUGUCAAAGGGAUUCACACAGGACAGAUGGUUCUACGUUUGGUUGAAGCUAUUGAUGUAUAUCUAGCUGGGACUGUCAUGUUAAUAUUUGGCAUGGGUUUAUAUGGAUUAUUUAUCAGUAAUGUGCCUCCAAAUGUACCUCCCACAGUUGAUCGUGCCCUUAAGGGGUCUUCCUUGUUUGGGAUGUUCGCUUUGAAGGAGAGGCCUAAAUGGAUGCAAAUCAGUUCGCUCGAUGAAUUAAAGACGAAAGUGGGACAUGUAAUUGUUAUGAUCCUUCUAGUAAAGAUGUUUGAAAGGAGCAAGAUGGUCACGAUAGCUACUGGUGUGGAUCUUUUAAGCUAUUCUGUAUGUAUUUUCUUAUCUUCUGCUUCCUUAUACAUUCUUCAUAAUCUGCACAAGGCAGAUUAG
Ilex paraguariensis (yerba mate) is the source of this 1299-nucleotide messenger RNA. The record is from the annotation of a GenBank genome assembly. Lineage: Eukaryota; Viridiplantae; Streptophyta; Magnoliopsida; Aquifoliales; Aquifoliaceae.